AUGGAGGAGGAAGAUGAUGAUAACUUAGUCUCCCCUUUGGAAGGUCAUUCGACCAGGCAACGCCAUCGGACUUCUUCAUCUGGUUCGAAUAGGUCUUAUGAUCAGCCUAGCCAUAUCCAACUUGGGAACACAACUGAUAUCAAUACUAGUGGCCCUAGUGUCACUGAUCCUGCUAAUUACCCAUCCACAAGUUACCCACAAAUCUCAGAAUCCGUGCCUCUUCCACCGCCUCAUCAAAAUGCAAGUCAUCUUCCGCCUGACAUUAAACGCAGAAUUGAUGAAAUUAUAUCAGCAGCCAUGAGAGGGACCAAUGUUACCGAAGCCUUGGCAAGUGUUCUUACUGAACGCUUCGGGUUAACCGACCUCUCAUCUGGAAUACCACUUGUUGGCGGCCAAGAAUCACCCUGCCACACUAUUACACCAACGUCUAGCUCUUCUUCUAGGCCUCUUCACAUGUCAAAUGUAUCCAGCGAAAACGACCGGCCCAUCUCUCGGACCACACGAAUGGCCAGUCCUACAAGAACUUCCUCCUUUCCACCUAGUCAAAUUCUUGACCAGUACGAAAAUAUUCCACCUGAUGUUGUUGCAGGGGUACACUUCGCCUCCACCUCCACUGUCACUGAUUCAAAUCAAGAUCUGACUCCUGAAAGCCUCCUUCGUAAUUUGAAUGAUUUGGAGCAUCGCCUGGAAGAAGUUAUUCAAGUGUUAAUGUUAAACGUUGGUGCUAACGCAGAGAGUGAUUAUAUGGCUGCCAUCCGUCAUGUGAUAAGAACCUGUCAGAUCGAUAUCUACAUUCUGAGACGCAUGCUCCAGAACAUUUGA
Mesocestoides corti is the source of this 822-nucleotide messenger RNA. Lineage: Eukaryota; Metazoa; Platyhelminthes; Cestoda; Cyclophyllidea; Mesocestoididae. The record is from the annotation of a GenBank genome assembly.